Ilex paraguariensis (yerba mate) is the source of this 507-nucleotide messenger RNA. NCBI's taxonomy places the organism in Eukaryota, Viridiplantae, Streptophyta, Magnoliopsida, Aquifoliales, Aquifoliaceae. The record is from the annotation of a GenBank genome assembly.
AUGGGCUGGCUAGGCACAGGCACUGUUGAUGUCGCUAACAUUAGUCUACAUGCCAAUGUGGGGGAGCUCAUAGGCAGGGAUCUAGGCAGAGUUACUUUAGCGACUAGUGAUAUUGGAGUCUUGGGUAAAGAUGCAAAGAUUGUGGGUGGUGGCACCAUCAACAGAUAUGAAGCAGGAGUCCCUCAUGUAGUGGGCAACACUGAAGAGGCCUGGGUAGAGGACGUCCAUGGUGCGACUGGUGGCUCGCUUCACGAGGAGAGCGGCAAAGUCCUAGGUGGUGUUGGCAAGCCAGAAGUUGGGAGACUAGCCAAUGGUACCCCAGGCGAUGGCGAUAAAGGCCAUGGCGAUGCUUAUGAAUUGCUGGGCAGCGACAUUGGUGGGGAGAUAUUGUUGAGGCAACACUCUAGGUUAGCCAACAGAGCGUUAUACUAUGACAGACAAAUAUGUGCUAGAGCCGACGACGAUGUGUUGGCCAACGAUUCUGGGAGGUUGAGAUCCAGUGAAUAG